This is a messenger RNA of Periophthalmus magnuspinnatus, 1209 nucleotides long. RefSeq names its product crystallin, beta B1, like 1 (gene crybb1l1). The transcript has 6 exons. NCBI's taxonomy places the organism in Eukaryota, Metazoa, Chordata, Actinopteri, Gobiiformes, Gobiidae. The record is from RefSeq and is a predicted model, not a curated record. Gene Ontology annotation, molecular function: structural constituent of eye lens. Gene Ontology annotation, biological process: visual perception; lens development in camera-type eye. Bases 95 to 754 code for a protein of 219 amino acids.
CCCUGUGAGCGCCAGAGUAUAAAGGGGAGGGGCUCAGUCCGAGCCCACACACUCUGAGUGAGGCUCGUCACAGGCACACACACAGACAGCAAUCAUGUCCAGUGGAGAUAAGUCCAAGACUUCUUCUCAGACUGACGGCAAGGCUGCUCAGAGCAAGAAGUCUGAGAUGGGGAUGAUGUCCUACAAGAUGUACGUGUUCGACCAGGAGAACUUCCAAGGUCGUAUGAUCGAGAUCAGCAACGAGUGCAUGAAUGUGUGUGAGAUGGGCAUGGACCGUGUGCGCUCUCUGCGUGUGGAGUGUGGACCCUUCGUGGGCUUCGAGCAGAUGAACUUCUGUGGAGAGAUGUACAUUCUGGAGAAAGGAGAGUACCCCCGCUGGGACUCCUGGAGCAACUGCCAGAGGAACGACUACCUGCUGUCCUUCAGACCUGUCCGAAUGGACCCUGAGAAGCACAAGAUCUGCCUGUACGAGGUGGGAGAGUUCAAGGGCCGCAAGAUGGAGAUCAUGGACGACGAUGUCCCCAGUCUGUUCUCUUAUGGCUUCACUGACAGAGUGGGCAGCAUUAUCGUCAGCUGUGGAACCUGGGUGGGAUACCAGUACCCUGGUUACCGUGGCAGCCAGUACCUUCUGGAGAAGGGCGACUACAGGCACUUCAACGAGUAUGGCGCCCGCUGCCCUCAGUUCCAGUCUGUGAGGCGUAUCCGCGACAUGCAGUGGCACCAACAGGGCUGCUACACCAUGGCCAGCAAGUGAGGCUCAGGGAAGGAGAGAAAGAGAAAGAGUGGGAGUGAGGGAGAGGGGCGGAGGAAGAGAGAGAGGGGGAGAGACCACUGAAGCUUUUCCUCUGGGGCUUUGGGUCAGUAUUUGACCUGACACAUUCUGACCAGCGGAGAUGGACACCACUCAGCCCAUAAUGGGCCUCCCUGACUUCCUCUGCCUCGACUUUCUCUUUCUCCCCUCCGAGCCGAGCGGUAAUGACCUCUAUCUCCCCCUUUGUAGUCCCUCGCUUCAUCCUCUUCACUCUUUUAUGAAACAUCAAAGAGGAAGCAAGACAGAUGCUUUUAAACACAAUUUUCAGCACAGGGUGUGAUGCACCAUGGGAAACUGAGUCCUCUGCCCCUGCCUUUAACCCUUGUGCAUUGGACACCCUUUCUGCUGUACAGAUUUCUGGCCAAGUUUUCAAUAAAAAGAAAAAUCAUGAACUCAUA